UGUUUUAGCCCUCUGGAAGGUAUUUAACAGGAUGUACGGUAACAGCCAAUUCGAUGGAAACGCUGCCUUCUCCGGCGGGGGUUUCAUGCCUUCUCAAGCUACACAAACUGCCGAUCCAGCAUUUACUCCGGCGAAGAAUCGCGAGGCUCAGGCAUUGCUUCCGUUAACCGUGAAACAGAUAAGUGAAGCUUUUCAAGCAAGUGACGACAAAGCGAACUUCCUAAUUGAUGGGGUUGAUGUGAAUAAUGUGAAAUUGGUCGGGAUUUUGUAUGAUAAAGUUGAAAGGAUAACUGAUGUUUCAUUUGUGCUUGAUGAUGGGACUGGUCGCAUAGAUUGCCAUAGAUGGGUAAAUGAAGCUAUUGAUAUGAGAGAAAUGGAGCUACUCUUAAAUGGCAUGUAUGUAAAGGUACACGGGCAUUUAAAGGGGUUUCAAGGCAAAAAACAAUUGAUGGUGUACUCUGUCAGGCCUGUCACAGACUAUAAUGAAAUUUCAAACCACUUUGCUGAAUGUAUAUACGUCCACUGCUACAAUACCAAGCACCGGAAGCAGCAGGAUGCUGGCCAAGUUUCUGGCCAUUUACCAAAUUCAGCUGUUAACACCCCUACAAAAGGAUUUCAAUCAACCCCGUCAAAUCAGUUUUCUGUACAAUAUAACUUGGAUGAUGUCCAGGGCAUUGAUAAAAUGGUUCUAAACUAUUUGCGGCAGCCAUCAUGCAUUGCACGAGAAAAAGGCGUCCAUCGAAACGAACUUGCCCAACAACUAAAUCUUACUGACACAAAUAUUGCAGAUGCGAUUAGGUCUCUGGAAGGAGACGGUCUAAUAUAUUCGACCAUUGAUGAGCAUCACUUCAAGUCCACCACCAAUGGUUGAACAACCAACACAAGACUCAAAUUGGUGAGAUGAACUAUUGCUUGUAUAUUGUUCAUGCAUGCAUACUUUGAUUUGCAUUUGCAUUUGCAUUUCUCAUUAGAUUGUCAAUCAAAUCUCUUCUAUUGCAAGGUAUUUUUAUUGCAAUUGCUGCUAGCACCUGUUGGUGUAAUUUGAAAAUAUUUGAUGUCAAUUCAUAUUUGUAGGUUUGUGUAAGAAUAUAUUUCAGAUAUUGGAAUCAAUACUAAUAUGUGUGAUAUGUAUUGUGUUA
Messenger RNA from Andrographis paniculata, 1139 nucleotides. RefSeq names its product replication protein A 32 kDa subunit B-like. Gene Ontology annotation, biological process: DNA replication; nucleotide-excision repair; double-strand break repair via homologous recombination. NCBI's taxonomy places the organism in Eukaryota, Viridiplantae, Streptophyta, Magnoliopsida, Lamiales, Acanthaceae. The record is from RefSeq and is a predicted model, not a curated record. The transcript has 10 exons. Gene Ontology annotation, cellular component: site of double-strand break; nucleus; chromosome, telomeric region. Bases 32 to 871 code for a protein of 279 amino acids. Gene Ontology annotation, molecular function: DNA binding.